AUCUGGUACCACUCUACUCUUAAGAAGAUCUGGUCCCACUAAUUGAAGCUUGCUAUAAUUUAAUUGGCAAUUUUCGCAUUAAGUUGAACCGAUUUGCAAUGAAUUCACCCAGAAACAAGUCGAAGCGCUUUAAGCCCAUGGAAUUUGCGAUCAAAACUAAAGUCAUGAAAACGGCAUCGAAGAUCCGGGAAACUCUAUUUGAUCCGCCUGAUUGCCAUGUCCUGCUGAACAAAGCAGCGUGUCAAAGUGAGGAAAAGUCCUUGCCCAUCGUGAUUCCAAGGGUGCCAAGGCAAAAGGAUGUGCUGAGCAUCUACGAGAAUGUGGCCAAACUGGCAGACAUAGAGCGCUACCUGAACAUUUUGUACAAACCCUUCUACUGCUUGGGCAUCACCACGUGCCAGUUCAGUCUCUCGGAACUGGACCUGGUUUUGGAGAACACCACCUUCGAGCCCGAGAAGCAAAUGGCUGUGCUCGUGCAGCGCUAUUCGCCGAUCUGCAGCCUGAAGAUCUAUCCCCAUGGCAACAUCUACUGCCAGGCCUUUGGCAGCAGCAGUGCCCGCGAGGGAAUGUCCAAUAUCAUGCGAGAGCUGAGGUAUCUGGGCUACAGGCUGCGUUUGCGACGGCUGAAGGUCAAUGCGGUGAAUGCCACCUUCAGUGUGCCCUUCCAUCUGAGUCUGCGGCAGUUCCACCAGCAGAAUCCGGUACUCACGCGAUACGACACCUCGAUGCACCCAUUUCUGAUGUACAAGAUGAUGGGCACCACCGUCGAGAUGGCCAUCUUUCCCACGGGCUACGUCAUCGUGCUGUUUGCCACCACCAGAGGCAUCACCCAGUUGGCCAUUGCCCACAUACUGCCCAUACUGUAUCGCCUGAAGGAUCCGCAGCAGGAUCAGCGCAAACUGAGCCUGAGCAGCGGCGAUGUCGACUACAAGCUGCUGUGGGAGAAUCACUUCCAGAAGAAGGGCGACAUGACCAACGAUUGGUGAAAUCCACAU
This is a messenger RNA of Drosophila teissieri, 995 nucleotides long. RefSeq names its product TATA-box-binding protein-like 1 (gene Trf5). The record is from RefSeq and is a predicted model, not a curated record. The transcript has 3 exons. NCBI's taxonomy places the organism in Eukaryota, Metazoa, Arthropoda, Insecta, Diptera, Drosophilidae. Gene Ontology annotation, molecular function: RNA polymerase II general transcription initiation factor activity; DNA binding. The coding region runs from base 99 to 986 and encodes 295 amino acids. Gene Ontology annotation, biological process: DNA-templated transcription initiation.